AUGCGCCAACAUUGUUUGGCCCUCCGGCUCCGCCCCCGUCGCCUCUUCCGCCCGGACGGGCCGCCGGGCCGUGGGCGGACCGCAUGCUGUGCGCUCGGGCGACGGCGCGCGGCGAACCUGCCGUCGUGCGUCGCUAGGGACGUGCCUCUGGCCAGGUACGGAACAUGGGGUGUGGGCGGGCCGGCAGACCUGCUCGCGGUGGUCCAGACGCGGGACGAGCUGCAGGAGGUGCUUUCGUACGCGCACGCCCAUAGUAUACGAACGGCACACGUUGGACGGGGAUCGAACAUGCUGUUCGACGACGCCGGCUUCCGCGGCAUCGUGAUCGUCAACGCCAUCGGCGGGGCUCGGGUGGAGCCCUCAGGACGCGUCGCCGCCGGGGCCGGCCACCUGAUCGCGACUCUCGCGACGCGCACCGCGCGUAUGGGACUCACCGGGCUGGAGUUCGCAGCGGGCAUUCCCGGCACCGUCGGCGGCGCCGUCGCCACCAACGCCGGCGCGCACGGCAGCGAGACGUGCGACGUAGUCGCCUCCGUGCUCGUCGCCUGCCCCCCGGGCCGCGGGCCCCCAGGCGGAGCCGGAGGCGGCGGCAUACGGUGGGUCGAGGUCGGCGUGGAGGACUUGCGACCGAGUUACCGCAGCACGGUGCUGAAGGACAACGCGGUGUGGUCGGGGUGCGUUGUGGCGGAGGCAAGGCUGCAGCUGCGGCGGGAGGCCGCGCGAGGAGAGGCCGCGGAGAGGACUGCGCAGUGGCUGCAGAGACGGAGCGCGACGCAGCCGGUGUCGGAGCGCACGGCGGGGUGCGUGUUCCGGAACCCAGGCGACGGCGCGGCGCCUGCGGGGGCGCUGAUCGAGGCGGCGGGGUUGAAGGGGAUGCGCGUGGGGGGCGCGGUGGUGUCGGACAAACACGCCAACUUCAUCGUGAACGCGGACGGGCGGGCGACCGCGCGCGACGUGAUCGAGCUGCGCGAGCGCGUGCGCAGCGCGGUGCGCGAGGCGGCCGGCGUCGACCUCGUCGGAGAGACGGAGUAUUUGUUGCCAGAGGGAGACACCAUGUUGCAAAUGUAA
Messenger RNA from Pedinophyceae sp. YPF-701, 1068 nucleotides. The record is from the annotation of a GenBank genome assembly. Lineage: Eukaryota; Viridiplantae; Chlorophyta; Pedinophyceae.